Andrographis paniculata is the source of this 1067-nucleotide messenger RNA. RefSeq lists its product as uncharacterized. The transcript has 6 exons. The record is from RefSeq and is a predicted model, not a curated record. The coding region runs from base 12 to 1040 and encodes 342 amino acids. Lineage: Eukaryota; Viridiplantae; Streptophyta; Magnoliopsida; Lamiales; Acanthaceae.
UUUACUUUUCGAUGGCAAGAACAAAUUUAUUUCAUUACACACCUUUUCUUGUGGCUAUUCUUUUGAUUCUCCUCCAAUUCUAUAUUUCCUCCGCCGAUCGCGACGACGAUGAAAACCAACGACCUCCUUUUGUUUCGGAUGGAUGCAAUGGAGCGGCUUGUGGGAGAGGCAAAUGUGUGCCUUCGACGUAUACGCUUUUAGGGUUUGAAUGUGAAUGCGAAGAAGGGUGGAUGCAAGCUCGAGCUCCCGACGCUAAUUUUCUUAAGUUCCUCCCUUGUGUCAUUCCCAAUUGUACACUAAACUACACAUGCGAAGAUACAGAUCAUCCACGUGAAUACCCCAACAAUCCAAGCAUACCACGAGGAUUCCCUAAUUAUCCUUACAAUCCGAACCUUCCACAUGAAAAUCCUAAUGGUCCGAACAUUCCACGAGAAUAUCCAAACAAUCCUGGUUUUCUCCCAAAUAAUCCAGAAUCUCCAAACAAUCCUGGUUUUUUUCCAAAUAAUCCAGAAUCUCCAAACAAUCCUAGGUUUCCAAACAAUCCUGGUUUUUUUCCAAACAAUCCAGAGUUUCCUCCGAAUAAUCCAGGAUUUCCACGUGAAUUUCCAAACAACCCAAAUAAUCCAGGAUUUCCAAACAAUCCUAGGUUUCCAAACAAUCCAGAGUUUCCUCCAAAUAAUCCAGGAUUCCCACGUGAAUAUCCUAACGAUCCUGACAACAAUGGACCUAAUAACUUCUUUAAUCCUUGCUCGUUUAACGAUUGCGGAGGAGGCCUAUGCAGCGUAAUGUCUCCGAUCACACAUAGUUGUAUUUGCAGAGAAGGGUUUUACAAUUUGUUCAAUGCAACAAUAUUUCCAUGUUACCGAGAAUGUGCUUUUGGAGCGGGAUGUUCUGGUUUACGGAUCAACACAACAACCUCGGUCCUCGACCCAAAUCCUGUUUUACAAGACAAUGGUGAAGAUCUGAUAGGUGGGGCUGAAGUUGGUUGUUUGGUUGCUGUAGUGACAACAUUGGCUAAUAUUAUCUUUAAACUUAUUUAAAUAUUGAACUAUAUAUUAAUAUAUAUA